AUGGGCCAGCAACAAUCGGCUGAGGAUAAGAAGAGCUCGGGUUCCAGAUCUGGCACGCCGCAAGCUGAAAGAGAACGCAAGAUCAACCGCAGGAUUUCCAUUCAGGCUCUCUCACAAGGCCGAGGCACCCCUGUCGACGCUUCUGCUACCAAAGAUACCGCUGUUGCCCAAACCACCUCCCAACAUCUCGAGAAGCCAGCGUUACAGCAGUAUCUUCAGGCCUCGUCCUCUGACCCUCAUGCCAGAACUGCCAAGGUCGAGAGGUCCACCUCGAGGACAUCUCGCGAGAAGAGGAAUGAUGACUACAGACAGAGAUAUCAGACUCCCAGUCAGCCACCUCUUGCUGUCCCACCGGCUUCGGGUCCCAUGGAUGUACCCAUGUCUCGAAGCAAACAAGAGCCCAUCGAGGAACGCUUUGAUGGGAAGCAGGAGGAUUUCCCAGAGGGUCAUGCGUAUGAGGAUCGACGUUAUGCACCCGUGGCUCAACUUCGACCUCCUCGUCUCCCUCUUCCUAUCGCUGACGUCCCGAUACCCGAAUCCCCAACUCUAAUGCCUAUUGACAAGGGCAAUGCCGACGUCCCGAUAUUCGAGACUGAUGAUCCUCUGUCGACUGGGGAACCUCCGAUGAGAAGGAGGAGUUCUAUGUUGAGCACGACCACGCAGUCCGAGGAUGAGCUUGGCGAGGAGUUGCAGCCGUAUGCAGUUCACCCUCCGACGCAAACUGUUCCGACUGUUAUCGAAUGGAACCAUGGUGGACACAAGGUUUACGUGACGGGUACUUUUGCCAAUUGGGAAAAGAAAUACAGACUCCAUCCGAGAAAGAACGCGCCUGGUAUGUUCACCACCAUCAAUCUCCCCUCGGGAACCCAUCACCUUAAAUUCGUGGUGGAUGGGGAGAUGGUUACCAGUCCCGAGCUGCCCACCGCUGUCGAUUUCAACAAUUUCUUAGUCAACUACAUCGAGAUUGCUACGGAAGAUAUCACCAAGCCCAGAAGGGAAAGCACCCAACCAGGGGCCAAGGCCAAUACACUAGUACCAGAGGAACAACGUGAACAAGCCGAGUCUGGAGAGCAAACACCUGAAGAUUCUGACAUGGAAGAACCUCACCUUGAGGAAAUCCCGAUGGGUGAUUGGCGUCAAGUCGUUCCACCAUACCUGAUCGAUGUCGACCUGAGUGAAGAUGACCCCAAGUACAAGGCCGCGGGCCAGAUCAUCCAAGAACUCGGCAACCCACCGUCGUUGCCACUCUUCUUGACCAAAUCGAUUCUCAACGGUAAUUUGCCAGUCAAGGACGAUAACAGCGUCCUGACUCUGCCAAACCAUACCGUCCUGAACCAUCUCAUGACUAGCAGCGUGAAGAAUGGUGUCCUAGCGACCAGUGUGACGACCCGCUACAAGAAGAAGUAUGUGACGACGAUCUCCUUUAAGCCUGUUCCACGGGCACAAACCGUUGAAUAA
Molecule: messenger RNA, 1458 nt
Organism: Fonsecaea erecta
Lineage: Eukaryota; Fungi; Ascomycota; Eurotiomycetes; Chaetothyriales; Herpotrichiellaceae
Exons: 3
Coding region: 1-1458 (485 amino acids)
Biological process (GO): signal transduction
Cellular component (GO): cytoplasm; nucleotide-activated protein kinase complex; nucleus
Molecular function (GO): protein kinase binding
Source: RefSeq, a predicted model, not a curated record